AUGUCCUUGAAGUACCGUGUUCGUCAAUUUUCGGCUCCCAUUUCUUCGUUUGUUCUCAAACCCUCCUCCACAAUUUCAACUGGAUUUGUUUCUGGGUCCAUGUCGACUCCUAAACUGGAGAUUUUCGAUCAGCCCAUCUCGAAAUUUCACUCAUUGACACACACAAUCAGUUCAGGUCCUUCGACCCAUCUCAAAAAUCAUGAAAAUCUGAGGAAAUUUAGUGACGAAGCUGCCCCAAGCUUUGAUUCGAGUAAAGAGAUUGAUGAGAUUAAUCUCAAGUUCGCAGAAGCUCGAGAAGAGAUCGAGAUGGCUUUGGAAUCAAAGGAAACGGUUUACUUCGACGAAGAGGCGGAGAGUGCUAGGGAAGCUGUGAAGGUUGUCUUGGAUAUGUUCGAGGGUCUAUUGGCGAAGUUACCUGAGAACGAGAGGGCUUCGGUGCAGAGGUUCAUGGGACUAAAGAUCGAGCAGUUGAAAGCUGAGCUUGAACAGUUGAACGAUUGA
This is a messenger RNA of Macadamia integrifolia, 501 nucleotides long. Its product is annotated as embryogenesis-like protein. The record is from RefSeq and is a predicted model, not a curated record. Lineage: Eukaryota; Viridiplantae; Streptophyta; Magnoliopsida; Proteales; Proteaceae. Bases 1 to 501 code for a protein of 166 amino acids. The transcript has a single exon.